AUGGCUGGUGCCCAGUACUUUGAUAUGUGGAAGGACUAUCUUAACCUCUCCAAGGUUGUGGCGGAGAUAACAGAGGACCGGAAGAGGGGCCAACUUUUGUCUCCUGUCUGGGACACCGUACCAUCUUAUGGGCCGCCAUUCUCUCUUGAAGACCCCCCAGCAGCCACGGCGCAGUGGCCCAAUGGGAGCGGGACCAGCGGCAGCAGCAGCUCAGAAUGUGGAACCGGUGGAGGGACCGCCCAGGGAACCUGCAACUUCUGCAAACACAACGGAGAAUCCAAAAAGAUCUACUCCUCCCAUCCGCUGAAAAGAGAAGAUGGCACGGUGGUCUGCCCCAUCUUGCGCAAUUACACCUGCCCGCUCUGUGGCGCCACCAGUGACAAGGCCCACACUCUGAAGUACUGCCCGCUCAACCAAGGGAAGCAGUCCCUCUACCGCAAGAGCGGACGCAACUCGGCUGGACGCAGAGUAAAAAGAUGA
Molecule: messenger RNA, 480 nt
Organism: Eublepharis macularius
Lineage: Eukaryota; Metazoa; Chordata; Lepidosauria; Squamata; Eublepharidae
Gene: NANOS2
Product: nanos C2HC-type zinc finger 2
Exons: 1
Coding region: 1-480 (159 amino acids)
Biological process (GO): oogenesis; negative regulation of translation
Cellular component (GO): perinuclear region of cytoplasm
Molecular function (GO): mRNA binding; zinc ion binding
Source: RefSeq, a predicted model, not a curated record